UUGGUAGCUGAAGAUUUGUCAUCAUAGCUCCAUUUUCAACUUGAGUUGAGGUCUAAACAGCCAGAAGAAUUGAAGACACCUGAGUGGGUGUUCAGAGGCUUUAAGGCCUUGAUACACCAGGAUUUAAAACCGUGAAAUUUCAUGGCAAAAUUAAUUAAUUGCAAUCAGAGGAGGUGAAAUUAUUCCGUACAAAUGUUCCGUGUACAGUUGGACUUUGACACAGGGAUUUACGGCGUUGACCAACAAGCAGCUGUCUUGACCGUGCUGACCUAUGAGGGGCCGCAGAGUUCAACAUGGAGGAAGGUUGGACCCUCCCACUUUCUCUCUCUCUCUCUCUCUCUCUCUCUCUCUCUCUCUCUCUCUCUCUCUCUCUGAGCUUUAAUUGUCAUCUUUGACUGGAACUCUCGUGGCUUAAAUACCGGAGGAGCAUCGAGGGAGGAACUCACCAACUCUUUCAAAGCGAGCAUCACUUCAUCACCAUCUCUCUGCAUCACUGCUCCACAUCUCUACCUUUCUCUCGUGCGUAUUGAAUCCUCCACCUCGGAGCCUCGUGAUGCAGGUGUGCGUGGCUCUCCUCGUGCUGCUGCAGGGAUGCUGCUGCAGCACAGCAGGGAUGAAGGGAUGGAAAGGACUAAAGAACGACAACACGGAGGUUUCACCGGAGUACCGGGAGAACACGAGGACGGCUCAGGAGGAGAUGCUGCAGCCGGCCAACAACAACAACACCGGGAACACAAACAGUAACACCGGGAACAGCAUGAACAACCGGGCCAAGACCGGAGGAAGGAACUCCAACACGCUCUCCUACAGUGCCGCGGAGCUGAGCUGUAGAGAGCUGCGCUCCACCCGUUACAUCACCGACGGAUCUUGCCGCAGCGCCAAACCCGUCAAGGAGCUGGUGUGCUCGGGCCAGUGCAUGCCCUCACACCUCAUGCCCAACUCCAUCGGCCGCGGCAAGUGGUGGCGGGGCAACGCCUCGGAGUACCGCUGCAUCCCGGCGCACUCCCGGACGCGCAGGGUGCAGCUGCAGUGCCCCAACGGCAACACUCGGACUUACAAAAUCCGCGUGGUCACCUCCUGCAAGUGCAAGCGCUUCAGGCCCCACCACAACCAGUCGGAGGUUAAGGAGGUGCCGAAGACGCAACGCAACAAGAAACACAGUCGUUUGUCUCAAGACCGGAGCAAGAACAACACGCCGACGCUGACGAGCAACUCGUACUGACGCUCCUCUCCGGCAUCCUUAAGGACAGACACUCACACACCCGUCACACAACACACCAACCAACAGAUCUCCUUCAGAUAGGGAGGAGGUGCACAAAGAAAUCCAAGAGAGCGAAUUCAUAAGCUAAUUGCCUGGCUGGUUUUACGUCGCCAGUCUUUAUUUUCAGCAGAUUUGUGAACUUUGCUGCUUAUUUGCAUGAGUCGGCGGCAGGGUGCUUGUGACUGGAAGAUGUAGCACCAAGAAUCUGAUCAGCCCCAACAGCUCCAAACCUCCCCGGGCUUGGUUUCUGUCCUCCACUCAAACAGAUUUUCGUUUAAUGAGAAGUCCUCCCCGAGGCUCUGAAUCCAUCUGUACAAACAUCCAGCGGAUGCAGCGCUGCACCGCAACACAGCCCCGUUUUUAAAGCUGAAAAGGUGUAUCUUCGCUCCAGAGUGGUUGUAAUCCAUCUGCUUCUGGCUGUGUGUGUGGAGGAGAUGGCGGCAGCUCUGGGGGCUCUGACGGUGGGAUGUUGACAGGUUUUCAGAGGUCUGUACGGCGGUCCAGGCAGCUCACUAAAGGCCAUACUUGCCAACCUUGAGACCUUAAAAAUAGGGAUUUCUAAAACCUCAAAACCAAAGCAGGGUUUGAGUUUCAGAGACUUUGUUUCCUUCAUUCUGGUGACUUUAAAAGAGUGAAAAUAACAAAAUAAUAACUACACUGCAACAGCAUUUUUAUGUUAAACUUUUAAUUUUACCUUUAACUCACAGGAAAGAAGCCUGAAUAA
Messenger RNA from Sebastes umbrosus (honeycomb rockfish), 1985 nucleotides. It is a transcript of the gene sost, whose product is annotated as sclerostin. The coding region runs from base 554 to 1222 and encodes 222 amino acids. The transcript has 3 exons. Gene Ontology annotation, biological process: negative regulation of BMP signaling pathway; ossification; negative regulation of Wnt signaling pathway. The record is from RefSeq and is a predicted model, not a curated record. Gene Ontology annotation, molecular function: BMP binding. NCBI's taxonomy places the organism in Eukaryota, Metazoa, Chordata, Actinopteri, Perciformes, Sebastidae.